CCCAUUUCAAGGCUGCUUAAUCUGUCAAUCAACGCCAAGCCACACCCGCCUCAAGUACGUUCUUUCUGUCAAUCACCGCCAGGCCACGCCUCCCCGUGCGUCUUACACAAACAGCAGCAGCUCGAGAGAGUAAAUAGAGAAAAGAUGGCGGAGUUCAUUCAGCUCAACAAACCCACCGAACCGAAACCAGCGUCCCAGAACCGGGAGCACCAUCCUCAUCCUCCACCGGCCAAGAAGAUUCGACAUGAGGAUAAAAUAUUCAAAGCCAAGAAGAUGAACGGAGACGCGGAGCAGCAGAAUUACAGCAGCAAACCGAAAAACAAGAAAACCAAAACAGAGAAAGACAGAGACCGAGAAAAAGAUAGAGAGAGGGAGAAAGAGAAAGGCAAAGAGAAAGAGAGAGAGAGGAAGAAACACAAACUGGCGGCUGAAAAUCACCUCAGCGUGAAAAAGGAGAACGGAGAGCUGAAGCUGUCGCAGAAAGAUCACACUAUCAAAGAAAAACAGAGAGACAGAGAUGGCGAGAAGAAGAGAGAGAGAGAGAAGGACAGAGACAAGGAGCAGGAAAAAGAGAUGAAGGAGAAAAGAAAACAUAAGCUGAUGAUGGAGGUGAAGAGAGAGAAUGGAGAGGUGAAGAUCCUGCAGAAAGGUGACCGAGAGAAGCCGAAGAUCGACUCCGCUGAGGAUUUGCUGAUGAAAAAGAUCAAAAAGAAAAAGAAAAAGAAACACAAAGAAGGUGAAAAGAGGAAGCGGCCCAAGAUGUACAGCAAAUCUAUCCAGACGGUGUGUUCUGAUCUCCCCAAAUCUGGCUCGGAUUUCAAGCCGCCGCCGCCUCCGGUCCAGCAGGGCGGCACUCUGACCUCCGUUAGCAGCCUGAAGCAGGACUGCAGCGACGGCGAGGUGCGAGCUGCUAAACUGCCCGGUCUGGACCGGCUGGAGUUCGGCUGUCUGGUUCACGUGGAGCACCAGCCCAACGGAGGCGCUCUGGUGGCUCACGCCUACAUCAAGGAGCUGUCUGUCCUGUCUCCUGUGGAGAUGCAGAGGUUCGCGCAGGAGUUUGUGACGCUAUCGUUUAGCGAGGACCAGGACGGAGCCGCUAACUACGUGAUGGGCGUGAUUCACGGCGCUGCCUCCUACCUCCCAGACUUCCUCGAGUACUUCUCUACAAAGUUCCCUAACUCCCCCGUCAAAAUGGAGAUCCUAGGGAAGAAGGACAUUGAGACGACUACUAUGGCAAACUUCCACGCUCAGGUGAGGAGGAGUUACUCUCAUGGAACGUACCGCGCCGGCGCUAUGAGGCAGAUCAGUCUGGUGGGUGCCGUGGAUGAAGAGGUGGGCGAUUAUUUCCCAGAGUUCCUCAAUAUGCUGGAGAAGUCGCCCUUCCUGGAGCGGACACUGCCGUGGGGGACAUUCUCCAGUCUGAAGCUGAAGAGCCCAACAGAGAGCGAUGAUGGGCCCAUCAUGUGGGUUCGGCCUGGAGAGCAGAUGAUCCCGGUCACAGACAUGCCAAAGUCUCCCUUCAAACGGAAACGGUCGACUAAUGAAAUUAAGAAUCUUCAGUAUCUGCCACGAACCAGUGAGCCACGUGAGAUGCUGUUUGAGGACCGGACCAGAGCUCACGCUGACCACAUCGGUCAAGGGUUCGAACGCCAGACCACUGCUGCUGUGGGAGUGCUGAAAGCUGUCCGCUGCGGGGAAGGUGCUGAUCCUCCACGCAUAACCAAAGACGUGAUCUGUUUCCACGCAGCUGAUUUCCCUGACGUGGUUCAGCGGCUGCAGCUAGAUCUUUACGAGCCGCCUCUUUCUCAGUGUGUGCAGUGGGUGGACGAUGCUAAACUCAAUCAGCUGAGGCGAGAGGGAAUCCGCUACGCUCGAAUCCAGCUCUACGAUAACGACAUCUACUUCAUCCCUCGCAACGUAGUUCAUCAGUUCAAGAGCGUGUCGGCCGUGUGCAGCCUCGCCUGGCACGUGCGUUUGAAGCAGUACCAUCAGCCGCCCGAAGAAGAGCAGACUCGUGAGGCAGACGAGCUGAAGCAGCACAUCAAGCAGGAGUCGGCUGGAGAGAACGGCAGAGCUGCAAGCACAGACUGCAGACCGGUACCGGAGCCGUUCUGCGUAACACAAAUAAAGAUGGAGCGGGCGGAGCUGCUCGCUGACAGACCACCCAAGCCUCCUCCUGGAAGUAGCAGCUCGACUCCGCCUCUUGUCUCUUCUGACGGCCGACCCAAAGCGCACCACGCGGCAGAAUGUCCGAGCGCUUUGUCACGCAACUCCACAGCCGGUCCACACACACCCAAACACACGAACACACCAGCACCAACCAAGCACUCGCACACAUCAACACCAACCAAACACACACACACCUCCGCAUCCAGAUAUCUCCAUUCUUCCUCUGUCCACAAAUCAGGCCACACGCCCUCAACACCAACUAAACUCAGUCAUUCUGCCAACACAACCAAACCAACACAAGUGGCUAAUAUAACCAAACCAACACACCUUACUAAUCGAACCAAACCCACACCACCUACUAACGCAACCAAACCAACACAACUGGCUACCAUAACCAAGCCCAUGCUACCGACUAACACAACCAAACCCACACACUCUGCGAACGCAGCCAAACACACACUCCUCCACACUAAUAACCAAACCUGGCCCUAAACUGAGCUCUGGACUGUCAAUCAGCUGGACUGCUCCGCCCCUGACCCAGGC
Molecule: messenger RNA, 2712 nt
Organism: Puntigrus tetrazona (Sumatra barb)
Lineage: Eukaryota; Metazoa; Chordata; Actinopteri; Cypriniformes; Cyprinidae
Product: lysine-specific demethylase RSBN1L-like
Exons: 8
Coding region: 145-2661 (838 amino acids)
Cellular component (GO): nucleus
Source: RefSeq, a predicted model, not a curated record